AUGAAAAUGACAAUGGUGAACGAGGACGGCUCCAAGAGAAAACUACGUCGAAUUAAGGCAAACGGGCGAGAACGUCAGCGUAUGCACGGCCUUAACGACGCUCUGGACUUACUUAGACAGUACAUUCCAAUCACCGCACAACAUCAGAAGUUGAGCAAAAUCGAAACACUCCGACUAGCCAGGCCUUUCAAAGACAAAGAGAUUAUUAAGCUUAUGCUUCGAUUCUUCGAUUUCCUCAGCUCCUCCAUUACAAUUGAUAAAUUGAUUGUCAAACGUGAAAGUCUUUUUUAUGCAGCUCAACUUGUACCGCAACUCAUA
Molecule: messenger RNA, 318 nt
Organism: Ostertagia ostertagi
Lineage: Eukaryota; Metazoa; Nematoda; Chromadorea; Rhabditida; Trichostrongylidae
Source: the annotation of a GenBank genome assembly